This is a messenger RNA of Spizellomyces punctatus DAOM BR117, 477 nucleotides long. RefSeq lists its product as uncharacterized. The transcript has a single exon. The coding region runs from base 1 to 477 and encodes 158 amino acids. NCBI's taxonomy places the organism in Eukaryota, Fungi, Chytridiomycota, Chytridiomycetes, Spizellomycetales, Spizellomycetaceae. The record is from RefSeq and is a predicted model, not a curated record.
AUGGUCACUUUCCAUGUUGAAGACGGACCACAUAGCGUGACGCAAACCAGUGGUGACAACUGCGAUAUGUUAAUCAACGGGAUUGACUCUGGAAAGCUCAAGAGAGGCGGACGAAUGGCUGUAAGAUUCAUCACUCCGGGUAUCCGCUGGUUUGCAUGCAACAUGGACGACCACUGUGAUCGCGAUAUGCGCUUCGCUAUCAAUGUCAUUGAUAAUGGCACAGAUUCGCAGUCUGGUACUCCUGUAUCGCAGUCUGACACCCCCGUGAAACCUCUGGUGGAGACUACAGCAUCUUCUAGGGUAAAUACUCCGAUACCUCGUGUCAACAUCCAAGCGGCAUUCAUUGCGGGUGGAGCCGUUGUGGGAGGGGCAAUAAUAGGUGCAAUCGGAUUCAAGCUGGUCUUGAUAUUGCGCCGAAGAAGAGAGAAGAAAAUAAAACUUGAGGAGCAAAGAGGCAGAAGAGAGCCGCCGGUGUAA